This is a messenger RNA of Onychomys torridus (southern grasshopper mouse), 1665 nucleotides long. RefSeq names its product tropomyosin 4 (gene Tpm4). The transcript is spliced from 8 exons. Gene Ontology annotation, biological process: actin filament organization; muscle contraction. The record is from RefSeq and is a predicted model, not a curated record. Gene Ontology annotation, cellular component: actin filament. NCBI's taxonomy places the organism in Eukaryota, Metazoa, Chordata, Mammalia, Rodentia, Cricetidae. Gene Ontology annotation, molecular function: actin filament binding. The coding region runs from base 116 to 862 and encodes 248 amino acids.
CGACGGCAGCGGCCGGGGGGCGGGGAGAGGCGGGGGCGGCCCCGGCGUGGCCAAGGCUCGCGGGCCCGGGCGCGGCCGCCCAGCUGUCGCCGGAGCCCAGCGGAGCGAGCGCGCCAUGGCCGGCCUCAACUCGUUGGAGGCGGUGAAGCGCAAGAUCCAGGCCCUGCAGCAGCAGGCGGACGACGCGGAGGACCGCGCGCAGGGCCUGCAGCGCGAGCUGGACGGCGAGCGCGAGCGGCGCGAGAAAGCUGAAGGAGAUGUGGCUGCUCUCAACCGCCGCAUCCAACUGGUGGAGGAGGAGCUGGACCGCGCUCAGGAGCGACUGGCCACAGCCCUGCAGAAGCUGGAGGAGGCAGAGAAGGCCGCAGAUGAGAGCGAGAGAGGCAUGAAGGUGAUAGAGAACCGAGCCAUGAAAGACGAGGAGAAGAUGGAGAUCCAGGAGAUGCAGCUCAAAGAGGCCAAACACAUCGCCGAGGAGGCUGACCGCAAGUACGAGGAGGUAGCGCGUAAGUUGGUCAUCCUGGAGGGUGAGCUGGAGAGAGCAGAAGAGCGUGCGGAGGUGUCCGAACUAAAGUGUGGCGACCUGGAAGAGGAGCUCAAGAACGUCACUAACAACCUCAAGUCACUGGAGGCUGCUUCUGAAAAGUAUUCUGAAAAGGAGGAUAAAUAUGAAGAAGAAAUUAAGCUUCUGUCUGACAAGCUGAAGGAGGCUGAGACCCGAGCUGAGUUUGCAGAGAGGACAGUUUCCAAACUGGAAAAGACAAUCGAUGACCUGGAAGAAAAACUUGCCCAGGCCAAAGAAGAGAAUGUGGGCUUACAUCAGACACUGGAUCAGACACUAAACGAACUUAACUGUAUCUAACCCAAAUCAGAAGAGUCCUGUUCCAACACCAAUGCGACUCCAGAGAGUGUGCCAUGUCUUCCUCUCUUGUAAGAAGUUCCUCUUGUUACUGUGUCUCCACCUUGCUGGAAAUGCCAAGCAGAUAAUGAAUUCAUGACCAAAUAUUUUGUAUCAGACAAGCUUUGAGCACCACUUAAGUUUCCUUCCUUUUCCUUUCAAAUGGCACCAGCUUCUUCAGCUAGUCUUGUUCUUAAAUUGCAUUUAUUCCUAAAGUAGGCAGGGAAUUUCACACUGAGUGUAGGUGCUUAAGGCUGAGGGCAUUUGGUUCCUGGGAAUUAGUCAGCCCCACACUUUCAAGCACAGGCUCAAGUAUCUGAUAGUAUCUGGUCACUGUUAGGGAAGUUAUGGGAGGCUGGGGGUUGUCACAAGAAAAAGUGUAGGAAUUUUCCACCUAGAGCAAAAAUUAAAAAUGGGCUGCUCUGGGAAGUCAAGCCUGAUCAUGCUGAGUCGGCUCCACACUCCACUGUGCAGAACAAACUUCCUGUAAGCAUUCCAGGUGAGGAGGCUGGGGUGAUUGCCCAUGUGUCUUCAGACAGAUCCUUGAUGCAGUUCCAUGCACAUUUUCCUUCAAUCUAAAAUUAUUCUCUGAGGAGCAAGUGUCUUAUUCCAGGACUUGUCUGCUGCGGUCUAAUGACACGCUCAGCAAGGAGUAUGGCAGAGUCCAAUCCUUUUCACAUCCGUCCUGUCAAAGCCUGCUAGCAAAGCCAGGCACAGAGCGCACGCCUGUAAUCCCAGCACGUGGGAGACAGAGGCGGGUGGAUGGA